Molecule: messenger RNA, 4471 nt
Organism: Manis javanica (Malayan pangolin)
Lineage: Eukaryota; Metazoa; Chordata; Mammalia; Pholidota; Manidae
Source: RefSeq, a predicted model, not a curated record
GGACCCGGGGAGCGCGCCGCCGCCAUCUUAGUGGCUCUGCCGCCUGCAGCGGAGUGCUGCGCUCGCCGAGGGGAGGGCGCCCGCGGCCCAGCGCACGGCGGCGGCGGCUCCUCGGACCCCGGUGCCCGCCGCGGCGCGAAGCGGCCGACCCCGGGCUGCGAGAGCCCCGCUCGGCGCCCGCGCGCGCCCCUGCCGCUCCCGCCUCGGGCCGGCCGCGGCGCCGGAGCCCGAACGAUGCUGCGCCGCCCCGCGCCCGCCCUGGCCGCCUGGCUGCUGCUGGCCGGGCUGCUGGGCGGCGGCGGGGGCCGGGCCGUGCGAGUUAACAAGCACAAGCCGUGGCUUGAGCCCGCCUAUCAUGGCAUCGUCACGGAGAAUGACGACACAGUGCUCCUCGACCCUCCACUGAUCGCCCUGGAUAAAGACGCGCCUCUGCGUUUUGCAGAGAGUUUUGAGGUGACAGUCACCAAAGAAGGUGAGAUCUGUGGAUUUAAGAUUCACGGGCAGAAUGUCCCCUUUGAUGCAGUGGUAGUUGGUAAGUCCACCGGCGAGGGAGUCAUUCGCUCCAAGGAGAAGCUGGACUGUGAACUGCAGAAGGAUUACACCUUCACCAUCCAGGCCUACGACUGCGGGAAGGGACCCGAUGGUGCCAAUGCGAAAAAGUCUCAUAAGCAGAAGGUGUUUCUGGACUGUCUCCAGGAGACUGCAAGCUCUUUGAGGGCAGGAGCCAUGUCCGUUUGCUUACCCCGUCACAAGACAGCAGAAUCGACAACCAGCAUGGGUUUGGGCCCUCACUGUUGUUGUUUUCCUCUGGAAGGUUAUAUAAAAAACACAGAGAAGCUCAACUAUGGCAAAGAACAUCAGUAUAAGCUGACGGUCACCGCCUACGACUGCGGGAAGAAAAGAGCCACAGAAGAUGUUUUGGUGAAGAUCAGCAUUAAGCCCACCUGCACCCCUGGGUGGCAGGGAUGGAACAGCAGGAUCGAGUACGAGCCUGGCACGGGCGCUUUGGCCCUCUUCCCAGACGCCCACCUGGAGACGUGUGAUGAGUCCGUGGCCUCCGUGCAGGCGACGGUGGAGCUGGAGACCAGCCACAUAGGGAAAGGCUGUGACCGGGACACCUACUCCGAGAAAUCCCUUCACCGGCUCUGCGGCGCUGCGUCUGGCACUGCUGAGCUGCUCCCUUCCCCCAGCGGGCCCUGGAACUGGACCUCCGGCCUGCCCACGGACAAUGGCCACGACAGCGACCAGGUCUUCGAGUUCAACGGCACUCAGGCCGUGAGGAUCCCAGAUGGCGUUGUUUCCAUCAGCCCCAAAGAGCCUUUUACAGUUUCCGUGUGGAUGAGGCACGGGCCAUUCGGCAGGAAGAAGGAGACGAUUCUUUGCAGCUCAGACAAAACAGAUAUGAACCGGCACCAUUAUUCACUUUAUGUCCAUGGCUGCCGGCUUAUUUUCCUUCUCCGCCAGAAUCCUUCAGAAGAGAAGAAAUACAAACCUGCAGAAUUCCACUGGAAAUUGAAUCAGGUCUGCGAUGAGGAGUGGCAUCACUACGUCCUCAAUGUGGAAUUCCCAAGUGUGACUCUCUAUGUGGACGGUGUUUCUCAUGAGCCCUUCUCUGUGACUGAAGAUUACCCUCUUCAUCCAUCUAAGAUCGAAACUCAGCUCGUGGUUGGGGCUUGCUGGCAAGAGUAUUCAGGAGUUGAAAAUGACAGUGAAACUGAGCCCGUGCCUGUGGCCUCUGCAGGUGGUGACCGGCACUUGGCCCAGUUUUUCCGAGGCAAUCUGGCUGGCCUGACCAUCCGUCCCGGGAAACUCGCGGAUAAGAAGGUGAUUGACUGUCUGUAUACCUGCAAGGAGGGGCUAGACCUGCAAGUCCCCGAAGACAGUGGCAGCCGUGUGAAGAUCCAUGCCAGCCCCAGUCAGUUGGUGCUGACCUUGGAAGGAGAGGACAUCGGAGAGCUGGACAAGGCCAUGCAGCGUGUUUCCUACCUGAACUCGCGGCAGUUCCCCACACCUGGGAUCCGAAGACUUAAAAUCACCAGCACGGUCAAGUGUUUUAAUGAGGCUGCCUGCCUGUCAGUCCCCCCAGUAGGUGGCUAUGUGAUGGUUUUGCAGCCAGAGGAGCCCAAGAUCAGCCUGAGUGGCGUCCGCCACUUUGCUCGAGCGGCUUCUGAAUUUGAGAGCUCGGAAGGGGUUUUCCUCUUCCCCGAGCUUCGGAUCAUCAGCACCGUCACGAGAGAAGUGGAGCCCGAAGGGGAAGGGGACGAAGACCCCACAGUUCAAGAGUCACUUGUGUCUGAGGAGAUCGUGCACGACCUGGACACUUGCGAGGUCACGGUGGAGGGUGAGGAGCUGAACCGAGAGCAGGAGAGCCUGGAGGUGGACCUGGCUCGCCUGCAGCAGAGGGGCGUGGAGGCGAGCAGCUCCGACCUGGGCAUGAUUUUCACAGGCGUGGACUCCAUGGCCAACUACGAGGAGGCUUUGCGCCUCCUGCGCUACCGGAACUGGCACACCAGGUCCUUGCUUGACCGCAAGUUCAAGCUCAUAUGCUCCGAGCUGAAUGGCCGCUAUGUCAGCAAUGAAUUUCAGGUGGAGGUGGACGUGAUCCACACGGCCAACCCCGUGGAACACGCCAGCUACCUGGCUGCCCAGCCGCAGUUCGUGCAUCCUGAGCACCAUGCCUUCGUUGACCUCUCGGGCCACAACCUGGCCAAGCCCCACCCGUUUGCAGGCGUCCCCGGCACUGCGGCCGUCGUGGCCGUGGGCUGCGUCAGCUUCUUGGUGUUCAUGGUCGUGCUGGGAGCGUUCCGGAUCCGCGCUGCUCACCGGCGAGCCACACGGGACCAGGACUCCGGGAAGGAGAACGAGAUGGACUGGGACGACUCCGCCUUGACCAUCACUGUGAACCCUAUGGAGACAUACGAGGACCAGCCCAGCAGCGAGGAGGAGGAGGAGGAGGAGGAGGCAGGGGACAGCGAGGACGGCGAGGACGACGACGACCUCACCAGCGCCGAGUCGGAAAGCAGCGCGGAGGAGGAGGGGGCCCGCGGGGACCGGCCCGGCGCCAGCAGGCCGCAGCAGCUGGAGUGGGACGACUCCACCCUCAGCUACUGAGCGCCCGCCGCCCUGCCCGCCACUGCGGGCGCCCCCGCCGUCCCGCCGUGCCGUCCCCGAGGGUCCCUGAUGUACAAAGUCAUUCUGGCCAGUAGGUCCGCAGACCCUCCCCAUCGCUGACCAUCUGCCUGUGCUCCGUGUAGGACCGUAGCCCCCCGCCCGCCUGACCUCUCGUAAGUCACGGGAGGAGCACACACCCGCCGCCGUGGAGAAGCUGCGAGGACUGGAUGUGGGACCGACGGGUGAAGUUGCUCACUCCCACCUGCUCAUCCUUUUCUUUUUUGAUUUUUGUUUUCUAAGAGUUUUUAUUUUUUUCUGAACUAGUGCAUGUAUAAAGUGGCAGAAUGGGGUUAACAUGUAGAUGAUGAACUGACUUUUUAAUAUUUUGUACAUAAAUUGGGAUCUCUCCUGUCCUUUGUGCCGGCAUAACCGAGGGCUGGAGUGCAACGUGAAGUCAAAAACACUGAGCGCAGGAGAGACCCCGUGGGCUUCAGCCUCUGCCCCCCGCAGUCAAGGAGAAGGGGCCUGCCCCGCCCCAGCCCUGCUCGGUACAGCCCCGGCCUCUAGGUGUGUGGCCGGGGUAGGGAUUUCUCUGUGCUGCGCAGUAGUGGGUGCCGGAUCAGGGACCCCUCUUUGGAGGCUGAAAGUGGCCAGGGCUCUCCUUUGGGAUUCUUCCCAUCUCUCAUUUGCGGAGGGGUGGGGUGCCAGGGACCCUGGCCUCUCACCACACUCCUUCAGUGACCAGCAGCCCCUUGUUUGGGAAUCUGGGCUUCCCAUGCACAGCUAUGGGGUUCGUAUCUGCCGGAUGCACGUUUCCUCGCUGGUGGAGCAUAUAUUUGAUGGUGUGGAUGGCAAACUGACCACUUGGUUUGGAGACAGCGUCACACCUGAGCGGUCUGUACUUAGAAUGUCCGUUAAAAGGACACAGAGGCCUGAAGGCAGACAGCCUGUGCUAGACUCCCCCCAGCAGCCCAUGCUCGCCUCCCCAGAGCCCGGGGGUCAAACCCACCGUAGUAGCUUCGCACUGUGGGGAAGGAAAAGGAGAGGAGUGCCAUGAGCUAACCCCACAGCACUUUGUUUUUAAUUUACAUGUAAAAAUUUAGAUUUCUAAAACUGGGUUAAAAUAAUUUUGAAUACUGUUCUCUGAUCAGAACCGCUAGUUUCGAGGACACUGCCGGCUGUCCCGUGUUGUGUGUGGCUGCCCUCCCUGUACUGUCACUGUAGCUGCUCUGUGUAGACAAUGGAUAGACGCAAAUGCAGGCACCAGGCGUGCUCGCGCUGUGCCCCAUGGAAUCACCCUUCAGACAUGUAUGUCGAUAGGUCGGAAAGUGUAUACACUACAAUAAAGUUCUGGUUCUAA